UGAAUGGUAUGGAUGCAAGGCGUUAUAAGCGCUGUAGCAGCGCUGCAACUUCAAGCAGUGUGCCGGGUACUGCUUGGCCCCGUGAUAGUGCCGAAUUAUUCCUAUCGUCUGCUAUGGCUUCUGUAAUACCGGAGAUACGGAUCUACUCUCCAUCUGAUAAAGGUGACGACACCUCCGACUCCGAGCGCAGCAGAAUAACCGGGGACGCGAGUGACCGUAAGAGUACAAUGCUGUUCCGUGGAUCUUGUGAAGUGUUUUCGGGUGACAGUUUGAACAUGGUGCCCUGGUUAAAUACAUUCAACAUGCGGCCGUUCAAUCUAUCGUGCCUGCCGUCUACCAUGACCUAUCGGCCAUCCUGUCGGUCUCAGUCCGUGGCCAUUAGUCGCGCGAAACUGGGGUGCAUCACGAGUUCCGCGAAAUCGCUGGACGUGCUGCGCCAAAAUUUGCAAAAGAGCAUUAACCGCGAAAUAGACGAAGUACUACAGCGGUAUUUGGAGAAAUUCUUCAAGCCGGGUCUGGAGAACGUGCGCAUCAACAACGGCGAGCAUUCGAUAUCGGAGCAGCAUAUCCAAGCCGUCUGCCGGCAGAUCUUGGAAGAAGCCAAGAAGAUGUACCACGGGAGCUACACUCGGGGAAAUAGCCCGACCUCGGACUACAACAUCGACUCUGGUCGCAACAGUCCAUCGGACCUCAGGUUGGGUAGACUUCUAGGUAAGCAUGGGGUGACGGGCCGCAAGAAACGCGACAACUCGGACUCCGACUCUGAAGCGAGUUUGCAGCUGGUGAAGAAGAAGAAGAAAGGGCGUCCACCGCUGCACCAGGGCGGAGUGCUUUCUGGUCGCUCGACGCCAUGCAAGCUGAAGGCGGAUGCGGUGAAGCGGGAAGGUCCAAAGUGGGAUCCGGCGCGACUGCAGCCCACCUCUCAAUUCAUAAUGGGUGCUAAGGCGAACAAGGCGCUGGGUUUGGGCGCCACGCGAGGUCGUCUCUACAUCAAGCAUCCGGAGGUGUUCAAGUACUCCGGCGACCAGGAGGACAAGCAGUGGCUGUACGAGCACAACCAGAUGCCAGCCACCGGCGGCAAGGCGUACAUGCUGCUCGUUGAGGACAUUCGCGAGUUGGCUGAGACGGACGAAUACCGCGGCAGUCCGGGGCUCAUGCUGGAUGAGAUCGUCGGCUUCUCCGUGCCGGAGAGCAUGCUGGCUAAGAUGCAGGCCGCCAUGCUCGCCAUGAGGACCGACUUGCCGGCAGGGUCGCGUCGUCGUGGGCCACGGCCCAGUGGCGACCCGCGGCACGACGACGGUUCGGCGUCGCCCGCUGAGGAACCACUGGGAGCGUCGCCUUUCGGUCAGGGCUUCGAAGACGUCUCGCCCGCUGCCUCGGACGUGAGCGCCACGUUGGAGCCGCCCCUGACUGCUCCCUUCGAGCUCGUCUUGAGUCCAUGAGUACUGUGCACGUUUGUUGCAGGGCUACAUACUCGCAGUGUCUACGAUAACCUAGAAUAUUGAAUGGGGGGGUUUCGACCCCCUCCCACGCCUAACCGUGCGUGGCUUUGCCGUGUCCGGGGGAAAGG
This is a messenger RNA of Rhipicephalus microplus (southern cattle tick), 1570 nucleotides long. RefSeq names its product deoxynucleotidyltransferase terminal-interacting protein 1. The record is from RefSeq and is a predicted model, not a curated record. Lineage: Eukaryota; Metazoa; Arthropoda; Arachnida; Ixodida; Ixodidae. Gene Ontology annotation, molecular function: DNA binding; nucleosome binding. Gene Ontology annotation, cellular component: nucleus.